AUGGACCAGGGUCUUUCGAUCGUCGAGGGUCAAACAAACCUACAUCAAGAUUAUGAGCCGAUCAAAAAACCCGUACCUGCGGCCCUACAAGAUCCAUUUGCAGGCGAGGAGAAUGGCCAGGUCCAAUAUCGGAGUAUGAAGUGGUGGUGGGUUAUCUGCCUCUUGAUGAUUGCCCAGUCAGUUUCAUUGGGAGUCCUCUCUCUCCCGUCGUCGAUGGCCACAUUGGGGCUUGUUCCCGGGUGCAUCCUUAUUAUCGGAAUGGGAGCCCUGACAACGUACACCGGGUAUGUGCUUGGGCAAUUCAAGCUACGCUAUCCUCAGGUCCACAACAUGUCUGAUGCAGCGGAUAUCCUAUUUGGUGCUUGGGGGCGUGAGACAGUCGCGGUGGCCCAGAUAAUAUUUUUUAUUUUUCUCAUGGGCGCUCACAUCUUGACCUUUUCAAUAAUGAUGAAUACCCUAACUGAUCACGCCGCUUGCACAAUCCUCUUCUGCCUGGUGGGCGGGAUUCUGUCCUUCAUUCUUACUCUAUCCAGGCGUCUGCAGGAGGUUUCAUACCUAGGAAUAAUAUCUUCGGUGUCAAUAUUCAUUGCCGUGGUAAUCACGGUCGUGGCUAUCGGCAUUGAAGCCCCAGAUCCAACGGCCCACGCCCUCCGACACCCUACCCUCCUCUCCGGUGUCUCAGCUUCACUGAACAUUGUCAUCUCGUUUUCCGGCCAUCCAGCAUUUUUCAGCUUCCAAUCUGAACUCGCAAACCCCAAGGACUUCACAAAAGCAAUCGUCGCCCUGCAGAUAACCGACACCGCACUGUAUCUCAUCGCCGCCGUUGUCAUUUAUCGAUACGCAGGCGAGGGAGUUGCAAGUCCAGCACUCCUCAGCACCAGCCCAGUUGUUGCAAAAGUUGCAUUUGGUGUUGCUGUUGGUUCUAUUGUCAUUGCUGGGGUCAUAAUCGGGCACGUCGGCGCAAAAACAAUCUACGUCCGGCUGUUCCGUGGUACCAAUAAGAUGAAUCAAAGAUCUCUUGUCUCCUAUGGCACUUGGGUGGUCAUCGUGUUAAUCAUGUGGACGGUUGCGUGGAUCAUUGCCAACGCCAUCCCUGUGUUUAAUGACCUUUUGAAUCUCCUGGCUGCGGCCUUUGGCAGCUGGUUCUCGUUUGGGCUAGAGGGCUUGUUCUGGCUAUAUAUGAACAAGGACCUGAGGUCGGCAAAGAAAAUGGCGCUGGCGGGUCUUAAUGUCUUCCUUGUUCUUUUCUGCUGCUUUAUGUGUGGGAUUGGUCUCUGGGCCACAGGAACAGGCAUUUCGCUUAGCGCCAAGAACGCCCAUGGCGCAUUCUCUUGUGCAGACAAUAGAUAG
This is a messenger RNA of Aspergillus versicolor CBS 583.65, 1350 nucleotides long. RefSeq lists its product as uncharacterized. The transcript has 5 exons. The record is from RefSeq and is a predicted model, not a curated record. Gene Ontology annotation, molecular function: amino acid transmembrane transporter activity. NCBI's taxonomy places the organism in Eukaryota, Fungi, Ascomycota, Eurotiomycetes, Eurotiales, Aspergillaceae. Gene Ontology annotation, biological process: amino acid transmembrane transport. The coding region runs from base 1 to 1350 and encodes 449 amino acids. Gene Ontology annotation, cellular component: vacuolar membrane.